Messenger RNA from Spirodela intermedia, 9605 nucleotides. NCBI's taxonomy places the organism in Eukaryota, Viridiplantae, Streptophyta, Magnoliopsida, Alismatales, Araceae. The record is from the annotation of a GenBank genome assembly.
AUGGUGAGAGGGCUUCUGGGAAAGAUCGCAUCCCGUUCGAUUUCCCUCGCUGGGAAAUGGCAACAGCAGCAGCUGCGGCGCCUCAAUAUCCACGAGUAUCAGGUCCUUUUCUGUUCUCUCUAAUUACUUUGUUAAUUUCGUUUUAUCCUUUGAUAUCUUUCAUUUCUGCAUCUAUAUCGUUUUUUCUACUCCCCCUUCCCUCAGGCAUCGAUUGGUCAGUUUGGUUGUUUCUGCAUUUUAUUCCUUUUUGCACCGUCUCAAGUAUACAAUGCGCCACGAGCUUGGAUUCUGUUUUCGUUUAUCGCUGGGUUUUGCUCUCAUCUGUUCAUCGCCAAUAGUUUCUAGUGAAAUGAAAUUCAGGGUUCAUGUCAUCUGAAUUGUAUCAGUAAAUCCAUUAACCAAUAAAACGUGGGCGUACGGCUGCCUAUCUGAAGCCUUCGUCUCUAUUUCUGAUAUUUUACCCUUUCAUUAUUAAGGCUAUUAUUUCAUUGCUAUCACACUGCACCCUAGUCUUUUCAUCCGUCUGCAUUUUAUUUUUUCAAGGAAGCAUCUAUUUGAUGUUCUAUUACUUUUUCUUAUCCUGUCUUUAAUCUUUAGAAUCCCUGUUACGUUGUCUCUCAUUUAAGUCGAGUUUCUCUAUUGAUAUAACAUCUGGUUUGGAAACAGGGCGCAGAAUUGAUGGGUAAAUAUGGCAUAAAUGUGCCUAAGGGUGUUGCUGUUUCAUCGGCUGAAGAAAUUAAGAAGGCAAUUCACGACGCCUUUCCUAGUGAAAAAGAGGUAAUUUUACUUGCUUGUGAAUACCAUUCCAUCGAGGGAGUGUUUGGAUUGGGUUAGGGGAAGUUACCUUACUCGAGAUUUGCUUUGCUUUUGAUAGUGGCUGGAAUAUUAGCUUUUCACUUGCCUUCCUCUUAUCAUGUGCUUGGAAAUGUGGUUUCGUUCACUGAGCUGACCCUCUAACGUGCAAAAAAACGUGAUUCCUUGUGGAAUGGCAAAGUGAGGGAUGGCUUUUCAUGAAUUUGUUGUCAAAAAAUAUCCAGCUAUCAUUUUCUUUUUUGAAAGUAUUUUAUUACACUUUUGCAUGUUAAUAUGUUUUCUUUUAAACUUCUGCAUCUAUCUAGUUGUCCGCACUUGAAAAAUAUACAAUAGGUAUUACUCUAGGAUUGGUAAUUCUGAUACUUGCUCUCAAGCAUGGCCUCCCCUUAUGGCAUGGCUGGCUAAUUCAGACUAGGUUCCAAUUCAGAGACCUCAAAACUGACUAAGGAACUAAUUCAUUUCCAACCAAGAGAUAUUUUAGUGGAAUGUUAUCCACAAGAGACUCCAUUCAUACGAUUGACGAACUAUUUUAUGAAUAAUAUUCAUGACGCGUGGAAUCUCUGUGGGAGGAGAAAUUCUGGAACUCUUAUUCAUCCUAUGUUCCUCUUUUGCGAGGGUAUUUGGCGAUUUAUAACUCAGCUAUACAGUGGUAAUAUCUUAGUCUCAUUGAUGAUCUGAGGCUUUGGUGAAACCUCGUUGAACUAGGAAACUGGAUUGCACUAUGUAGUGGCUUACUUUGUGCGCAUAUAUCUGGGUGGUCUUCAUGGAUGGAAACAGGCAGUCUUUUAAGUGGUGGGGUGGGAGGAAGAGAGGGAGGGACAUGUGACGAGAUGGAGUGAGUUUGAUUGGUAUCACUGUAAGAGAAUAUUCUCUUCUUUGGGGGGAUCUGAUUUUAUGUUUGGUCAAACACAAUUUUGACAUAGGACGACAUUUUGUGGUGCUAACCAGUCUCAGAAGAGUAUUUUUUUCAAAACAUAAAAUACUUUGAGGGUGUAUUUCUUUUUGUCCCAACAAUUAGGAAUUUUGCAAGCCACACUUUUACCGAUUUCAUUCAACAAUAAAGGUCGAGGCAUGCAUUUUAUGUGCUCUUCUUUUAAGAGUGGCGUCAUUCGUCUCUCUAACUGUAGUGCCAAUACUUCUGCCCACGUUAGCAUACUAGAAACGUGUUCCUUAAAUCAUACCUCCUUAAAUGUCUUCCUUUUUGGUUGCCUCUCACACUAUUCGGAAGCUCUGGUUAAAAGAGGAGUAGCGUGCAAAAAGUUAACACUAGUCAGCUGUAAUUUCUGCAUUGCCUUUACUGUAAACUGAUAUCUUAGCUGACAUACUUUGAUGUAUAUGAAGGAAUUUUUUUUCAAGUAUGUCAUUAACCAAAAAAUGUCUGGCUGCGACCGUUAGUCGACUGUGCUGUAUUUAGUAUGUUAAAGUGACUUGUGAAAGUGACUUUAAUCCUGAUGCUUCAACCCUAUAAAACUUCUCAUUUGUUGAUGUUUCGUUUCUGAACUAAUGGAGAAAUCUUAGAUGAUGCAGAAAACAGAUUUAAAGGUUUAAUGGUAAAUAAGAUUUAUGGCAUAAUAUUUCCUGCAGUAACAUUUUUCUUCAUUCAGUGGUGUUUAUAUUAUUUUCCUUAUACAGUUGGUUGUCAAAAGCCAAAUUCUUGCCGGUGGUCGUGGCUUGGGCACAUUCCAAAGUGGACUUAAGGGUGGUGUGCACAUUGUCAAGACUGAGGAGGUUGAAGGAUUAGCUGGUAACAAGAGUUAUGCCAUGAUGCUUCUGUGAUAAGCUGUCUAGACGCAUAUUAUCAAACAUCCAGGAAGUUUUGCUCGUAUUCCAAAUUAGAAGGCUUCUUAAGAUUACUAGUGGCAUUCUAAUCUUCAUAAUAUAACUUGAUUCUGCACCUCAUAUAAGGAUGAGAGUUUAGGAUUCGAUGUACUGCAUCAAGUUUUGUGCUGCUUGGUUGGGCUUUCUGCAUAAAAAACUUCUUUUGAUAGUUUGCGUGAAAUUCGGUUCUACAAAAAUUCCAUUUCUGCAGACACGGCAUUUCCAUUUUGAGAUAACGCUUCACUGUCCCCCAUUUACUAUAACAGGUCUGCUAUUUGCCGACACGUUGGUUCUGCCACCUGAUCACUAAUUUUCCUGUGCUGACCUGUAGUUCAGAUUUAUCUGUUGCCUUUUCAUCUAUUUCCCUCCGUGUCCUUGACUAAGACCUCUCGUUUCAAUGUUAUACGAUCCAUGUCAUUCUUCAAGAUUAUUGAACAUGUCAUACAAUAAUACUUUACCCUGUGGUUUAUGUUAUUUUCCGUUUUGGCGGAACAUAUAAAAUUGACCAUAUUAGACUUAGAGUCUUUUCCUGUAUUCCAUUCUAUCAGUAUCUUUCGAUGAACCCAAGCAUUUUAAAGAGUGAUUAUUGUCCUAGUUUGAAGCAUAUCAAAGGACACAUGGCUACCAAGAUUUUUCUGAGCAGUUUGGCGAAUCAAUAAUUUCUGCUCUUAUUUAUUGUAAGGACUUUAUUUAUAGUGUAUCUGUUGUGUAUAGGCAAAAUGCUAGGCCAAAUACUUGUUACGAAGCAGACUGGACCCCAAGGAAAGGUUGUUAGCAAGGUUAGUAAUCAUAACCUUGUUCUAUUUCGUUGGCUGAUUCUGAGUACUUCAGAAUCUUUCUUUUUACUAUCAUUCUUUUGAGAAAUUUAGCUGUCCACACUGUGUAUAAUGUACAACUUUUCGCUUUCUUUUUUGUAACUUUUGGAUCUGUACUUUACGUUUUCUGUUUCUUGAUUGUAGAUGCAAACAUGGUGAAAGGAUCCUUUUCUGUGCAAGAUAAAAUGAGAACGAAUUUUGACAUAUGAAGGAACUUUAUAUGUAGUUUUCAUAUAGCGUUUUCCUUUCCUGGAUCAUAUGAUGAAAAUUGUGGCACUAAAAUAACUCAGAAAGCUUUCAGAUAAGUUAUAUUCCAUUUCGGAAGCCAGCCUCCUUUCUACUCCGCUAAUUUUAUGUAUUCCUUUGACUUCAGCAAUCAAUCAGUACAGUAGUCAUUCAUCUUCAGGAAGAGAACAAUAAAGUAUGUAAAUAUCACCAAACGGUUACCUUCAACUAAGGUUUUGAAGGCGAAUGAGGCAAUUAUGGAUCAACCUGUGCUUAGGGGACUCCUAGUUUUAAGUAUAUUUAAACAGAAAAUUAUUUAUUAUUAGAAUAUUUUUAAAGUUAAGCUUAAAAAAAUGUGUUGAAUGAAUUUAAAUCGGAAAUCGAUGGAAAUGAACGAACUGACUUGAAACAGAUGUGAGUAGCUCUAUACUGAGACGAUAUGUAAUAAAUCACUUACUAAAUUGAAAUUUAUUUUAAUAUCAGCACGAACUUGCUCUAUGAUUCACAUAAAAGCCGGUACCUGUUAUUAGAAAUAGCAACUGUUGUUAGGGGGAGAAGUCACUGAGUGCAUCUCUAGUAGACUGCUCCAAUUCACAUUCAGUCAAAUGACUGUUUGCAAGCCUGUUGCAUGAUGUGCUUUUGCAUUUCGUUCCUCCAUCUUCCCUUUGUGUCUCCCAGGCAACACCUUAAAAACUAAAACUGAACGAGCUUGGAUAGGGAUUUUUUGGAUAAAAGAGUUCAACUGAUAUCAUCAUCUUCAUGUGGAAGGUUUUGAUGACACAUUGCCUUCUCGUGAUGGACAUAGCAGUUGUACUGAUAUUUCUGGAGCAUUCAAGCAACUACUUGUGAGAUGCGUCCCUAUUUCUUCUCUGUGGGGGCUGCCUGAUAGAAUUCAUAGCAUCCAAUGGUAGCAGCAUAAUGGUACUUCCCCGCUACUCCCUAUAUAGGAUUCAGCUGGCCCUUUCCGAUCCAAAGCAUUGCAUUUCAAGUCAGCUGAUUCUGAUUCUCUACGAGGCAUGAAAUUGGUCCUAUUCCUGCUUUUUUAAGAAUGACGAUCUAUUCAAAAUCGAGCGUACACAGCCCAUUCCCGAGUAACCUUGACUGCUAGUAACGGGAUCAGCUCGGUUUAUGGCUGAUCUGGCUAUCUACGGGGGCCAUGAAAUUUGCUAUGGACGGAUGAACAUGGAAUAGUGGCACUGCCUGUUGCUGUGACAGGGUGAAUGAAGAAGGAGAGGCAAAGAAUGGACGAAUGAAGAGGAAAAAACUGGACUCGUGAACUUAUCAUUGCCGAUGGCUGCCAUCAGCUGUUUUUUGGCUGCUGCUGUCCCCAGGAGCAUUGUCCCUUGGCACUUACCUCUCAAAUUUCUCAAAAAAGGAUCAAGUAAUAGACGUUGGAAUGCAUUGGAAAGGCUUCUAUUCGACACCUUUUAUUGCAAUUGUGCUUUCUUGUACACAAUGUUUCUGUGUACUUUAUAUUUUUUUCAAUGAUAAUACAGCUCGGCUGAUUCAGCCAGCCUGAUUCAGAUCCAGAUUGGAUCAGGCUUGGCUGUGUCAGUGGCCCAAUCCGACUCGGAGGUCACAAGUCGAGUCGUCGAUCUCCCCUUAUAUCUUGUGUGCCAUCUGCCAGGAGCCAUUUCAGACUGUACUUUCGAACCAAUUUCCCUGCAAUGUAAUAGAUUGAUGCCUUGCCUAAAAGUGGGCGACCAUUUCAAUCCAUCUCUGGGAAUAGAGCUUCACAUUAUCAAGCCUUUGGUGGUGAUCCAAUCGCGAAUGAUUGAUCAUCCCCUGGACAAGUGUUAUAAUCAAGUGCUUAAUGAAUUUUUUAGUUGUUUCCCCUCCACCAGCCCUUGUUCUCUCCAUCAUUUCAUUAGUUGAAACACAGUACUGUCCCACCGCGUCGUUAAGAACUACUGUUGAUGUUCUUGUGAUUUUUUCAUGGUUUACAGUUGUUUCUUUAAUUGUCUGUCCGAUGUCAUAAUUUCAGUUGAUACCUGAAUCUAAUGGCUUGUACGUAUGUUAAAUGUCAGAUGCUAGUUUCUGAUUUGACCUGUCAUUCAAGUGAAGAUGCAGCAAUGCUCAAAUAAUUUUUUCCGCUAUUUUUAGGGGAAAUCUUGCUUCUAUCCGUUACUCUAUGAACUUUCCUUUUUAUUAUGGAUUGAUAAGUGUUUUCGUUCUUUUACAGGUCUACUUAUGUGAAAAGCUGUCACUCAUCAAUGAGAUGUAUUUUGCCAUUACCCUUGACCGUACCACCGCUGGUCCGGUAUGUGCCGUAAUCAAAUGCUUAAUACUGUUCAUUGUUGAUAGUUUUGCAUAAACAUUAAAUUAAAAUUGUCCUUUCCGUAAAACUUCUGCCCCACUUUUGGUCUUCUUGCAUUUCGCUUCAUGGUAUAAUUCCACUUUGGUCUUUAAACCUUUGUUUAAGUACCUGUUCUCGUUUCCCUUUUAUGUUUUGCGAUCUUCAUUUUGUGUGCCAUUACAACUUGUUAUACAUUAAAACCUAGGGUGAUUUUGCUGAAACUGGUAUUUCUCUAUGUUGUUAAUGGUUAACAUCUACUGGUAGUGUUUGAUGCAUGAGUUGUAGCUCUAGGAUGCCUGUCUGUUUGCUAUUGUUAUGGGGCUAGGGUUAUCUGGACAUUCUUGGCAUUGUUGUCUACGUGUUUGCAUUAUCGAAUAGGAGAAAAACUUCACCAGUUCUAUACACAGUUUAAUUAUUUUGAACGAUAUGUGAACUAGAGCUAAGUCAAUAAGCAAUGUUUCAAGUUGAAUUCCGCCGUGGUCGAAUCUGUCGAACAAGCUGUCAGUUGGUUGAUUUCGUUCAGAUUUGGAUAAUACUGAAUAAUUUCAUUUAUAGUGAUGAUUCAUUUACCAUCAGUUGCAGUCAAUUUGCUGGAAAUAUUUUUUGGAAUGCUUUGGAAACCUGAAAUGUGCGAAUCCCAAUUCUCCUAAUGUUUUUGCGAAUUGUUUCUUUUUUCAUAUAUUGGGUUAUGUAUUGUUGCAAUUUAGAAAUCGAUCAUAUUUAUGAAUUUAAAUUGAAUUUUUUUGUAAAUUAUAUUUGCGUUUUAUAAAUUUAGAAAUAUAUAAGACUACUUAGUUCAAGUAGGUACUAAAUCAGAUCUCAGCCAGAAUAUGGAGUUAGCCUGGGAAAAUAAUGUUCAGACGUAUUCAAGUGGAAGGAUAUACGCUCCCCAUAUCUCCAACUACAUUUUCCAUACUAGUGGUCAAUCUCCUAUCAUUUGGUAUCAAUAGAUAUCACGAUUGGUCUUUCCUCCUCGGUUGUUGAUUCCUUAGAUCUGCAGUCUGAAAUGUAUUCAUUCUGCACCGGUUGUUGAUUCUCACUUUUGUCUGUUAUUGUGAGGUUAUAUUCUGUGGUUUUGGGUAAAUUGAUAUUCCUUUCACUUUAUUUCGGUGCCCUUUUACUUCUUUUUUUUUUUUUUUACAGAUUAUCAUAGCCUGUAGAAAAGGAGGAACCAGCAUUGAAGAUCUUGCAGAGAAAUUCCCCGAUAUGAUUAUCAAGGUCAGCUUUAUCUUCAUCUGUGCACUGGCAGAGAAAGAAAUAUGAUAUGACCAAUGAAUCCAGUACCAGAAUCUUACGGUUUAUUUCUUUUAUCUAUUUUCCUGCAAAUCCUCAGUUGCGCAUCGUUUUUGCUCAUCUUUUGAAUAUUUUACUUCAACAUUUUUGUCGUACAAUGUCUUCAGCCUUUUCUGACCCCCUACUUCUGUCGUUAGGUCCCCGUUGACGUUUUCGAAGGGAUCACAGAUGCAGAUGCGGCGAAAGUUGUAGAUGGUUUGGCUCCUAAGGUGGCAGAUAGAAAUGAGUCAAUAGAGCAAGUGAAGCAGCUUUACAAACUCUUUGUCGAAUGUGAUUGCACGUUGUUGGAGGUGCAGAAGAGGAAAUCCUUUUAAGUUCUAAAGCAUGCAGUAGUCUGUGUAGCACCGAAUUGUGUGUCAUUACUCGUUUACUCUGAUUUCGGUUUUUCAGGUCAACCCAAUGGCUGAGACGGCUGACAACCAGCUUGUAGCCGCUGAUGCAAAGUUGAACUUUGAUGACAAUGCGGCAUUCCGUCAAAAAGAAAUAUUUGCACUCCGAGACGCAACACAGGAGGAUCCCCGCGAGGUUUGUAUAUCUGCCAUCUGCUUCCUUCCAGAGCGGACAUUGUUGCUCUGUUAUGAACUCUGUCAUUGGGAUCCCAUCUUCUAUUAUUACGGAAAAAUUGAUCUUUUAUGAUUUUCACUUCAUGUCGUAUUGCCUGGUAGCCUCCUCUCCGGAAUCCUUUUUUUUCAUCGAAAUCCCCAUUGACAAACAACGUUCUCCCCCUUCCACUGGGCGUUUCCGUUGACAUAUAAGAGAAUAUAUCUUGCGAUCCACAUCUGGGAUGGAGUAAUCUUGUGACCACCGGAGUUGAAUCAAAUAUAUGGACCUGGUGGCUUCGAGCAUCAAUCUGUUUUUAGAAUUUGGGUUCCUCUGUUCUUACCUUGCGGUAUUCAACGCCACACUCGGCCAUGAUAUCUUGUUCCCGGUUUGGCUGAUAUGAUAUCUUGCUCCUGUAGGUUGCUGCUGCCAAAGCGGAUUUGAACUACAUUGGACUCGAUGGAGAAAUAGGUUGCAUGGUCAACGGUGCAGGACUAGCCAUGGCCACAAUGGAUAUUAUCAAGCUACAUGGCGGAACUCCUGCCAAUUUCCUCGAUGUUGGCGGCAAUGCAUCCGAAGGCCAGGUCUCUCAUCCAUCCCAUGAUGGUGUCUUUGGAUCGAAUUCCCAUCUGUUCUUGGUCUCCUGGGGUCUUACUCGCCCGCAUCAUAUUGCAUAAAACUGACGCUGAUUUCUUGCUUGGGAGAAGAACAAAUAACUAUAAGCCAUGGUUCUUAAGGUGCAUUGGUGGCUGCUGCAUUCAUAUUUUUUUAUAAAUAUGUGAUAAUUAAGUAUGCAUGUGUAUGAUGCGGAUAAAUAGUUUCCUGAAAUAUUUUAUAUAAUUUUAUACCCGAUUAGAUGCCUUGUGCUCAGACCGAGUUGGCAGAUCCCUCGCCUCGGCCUUGGUUUAUAUUUUUUUCUUGCAUUUUUAUUCCCCUUAAAUCAUGGCCGAUGCCUGAUUUUUUAAUUUUUUUAUUUUUUUAUUGGGGGUUGAGAUCACAGGGUAAAGCUUUUCUCUCUAAAUAAGCGUUGUUUAUUUAUUAUUUUUUAAUAUGCUCAGGUCGUUGAGGCAUUCAAGAUUUUGACGGCGGAUGAUAAGGUGAAGGCCAUUCUGGUUAAUAUCUUCGGAGGGAUCAUGAAAUGCGAUGUCAUUGCCAGCGGGAUCGUGAAUGCCGCCAAAGAGGUGGGUCCCUUCAGUGCACAUCCCACUCUGUCAGGGGAGCUCUCACGAUUAUCUGUGCCGCAAAAACCCUUAGCCUGCUAUAUAAUCAGCGCGGCUGACUCUUCCUGGGUUUGACCUAGAUUUAUUCCCCUCAACCGGAGUCCAGGGUAAAAUGUUUGACUUUUAUUUUUCUUUCGAAACAUAAUUUGAUCCGCAAAAAAGAAGAAGAAGCUGGUGGUUCUUGUUUGAUCUCCUCGCUCUACCUCUUUACGAGGAGGAAUUUUACUGAUUUCUGCCCACCGCUCUGAAGCUCACAUCUCGGUCAACCGUAGCUUUUUUGACUGUCAUUCGGCUUAUGCUCUCUGGGUCAACCCCCCGCAGGUGUCCCUGAAGGUGCCGGUGGUGGUGCGGCUGGAGGGCACCAACGUCGAGCAGGGGAAGAGGAUUCUCAAGGUAAAGAAAGCCGCGCGCUGAUCUGUGUAACCAGACUUUAUGCCACGUCGCCACUAACCAUUUGUUGAUUGACCAGUGAUGCCUCUAUACUUGCUGUCAAUUGUCGUGCAGGAGAGCGGGAUGACGUUGACCACCGCGGAGGACCUGGACGACGCCGCCGAGAAGGCCGUCCGGGCGGCCGCCGCCAAGUAG